Pseudovirgaria hyperparasitica is the source of this 844-nucleotide messenger RNA. RefSeq lists its product as uncharacterized. The transcript is spliced from 2 exons. NCBI's taxonomy places the organism in Eukaryota, Fungi, Ascomycota, Dothideomycetes, Acrospermales, Acrospermaceae. The record is from RefSeq and is a predicted model, not a curated record. Bases 129 to 614 code for a protein of 161 amino acids.
CGCCCUUCACCUCUUCACCUCGCGCUCACAGUCUCACACUCCCACUCCCACCACUCCUCUCACCGCCGUGCGAGUGGAGGUUACCUCAUCUGUCGAACAUACCUGUCGCUCACUUUCACAAACGCACCAUGACCGCUACGUGGAACAGCACAAAGACUGGCUCUUCGUCCAGCAGCGAAAAGUACAAUCUGGACCCUAAUGACAAGAGCGGUAUCUUAGUGUACAAGUAUCGUGCCGGCUUGCCAGAGCCUGAGAUAACUACACAGGCGAAACUAUGCGAGGAACUGGACAAAGCCCCGCAGUGCCGUGUAUCUCGCAAGAGCAUACCUCGCGGCGACUCGCGCGUCGAUAUACGCAUGGAAGAUCUCUGGACGGAGGAAGAGCGUGCUCUCUACUGCGACAAGCCCACAGCAAAGAACUCUGUUGCGUCUGUCGGUCUUCCUCGCAUCGCGUACUACAAAAGACUACUCCUCAACUCCUACCCUGAACUCUACAUUGUGUCGCCGGCAUCAUCGCCAAACAGCAGCGCCAACACCUCGCCGGAAAGCAGUCAGCACGUCAGCCCGCAGAGCACAUUCCCAAAGGAGCCUAGGGAAAGUCCGGCAGAUCAGUGAUGAAGAUAAUGGAUCGUGGAUCGUGGGGCGUGGAUCAACUAAUACGUCUGCGAGGAGGCCGCCUUCUUCUGCGCUAGCGGCUGUGCAGCUGAUGACUCCUCACCAACACCGAGUCACUGAGCGCUCAGCAAUCCUAUGACUAUACGCUUGCUCCUACUACUGUUCGCCGUCCUUGACGCACACCGUCUCCCUAGUCCCCUUUGCCCUGCCUGACACCCUCACGUCGGCAA